AUGCCUGUUUUCACCGAAUUCGCAACCUCAAGUCGCCAACUGCGUGUUCUGCCUUCAUUUGCAGAUCCGCUACCCCGUCUGAGCCCUGCAUUUGAGAAAAGCGAAGACAAAUAUGAAGUGGUUAUUGUGGGAGGCGGGCCUGCAGGACUCAUGCUCAAUCUCCUACUAGCACGCUAUGGGCUGGGGGAUGACUCUCUGAUAUGCAUCGAUUCAAAGUCAAGCACGCUGUUAUCCGGGCAAGCUGACGGGCUGCAACCCAGAACCCUCGAGGUCUUAAAGAGCUUAGGUGUCGUUGACGAGCUCUUGAAUGAUGGAUGCCAGAUGCAUCAAAUCGCUUUUUGGAACCCUUCAAACAAUGGUGGGAUUGAACGUACCUCCACUGUACCGGAUAUUGCCAUUAGGGCAAGAUACCCACAUGAAAUUACGAUUCACCAAGGUAGGAUAGAGCGUAUCUUGGAGACCGAUCUUCUUCGAUAUUCAAAACGCGGCGUAAUGCGAUCCACGAAUUUGCUGAGUGUAAAGAUCGAUGAGGAGGGCGACCCAAAGUUUCCAGUUGCUGCAGAAAUUGAGACUGCUCAAGGCCGUAAAGUGAUCAGGGCAAAACACUUAGUCGGGGCUGAUGGUGCUCACUCGAUCGUUCGUCGUAGCAUGGGCCUUAAACUAGUGGGUGAAUCCUCAGAUCAUAUCUGGGGAGUUGUGGAUUUUGUUGCUGUGACCGACUUCCCAGAUAUUCGAAAACGAUGCGCCAUCCACUCCGAAUCCGGAUCUGUCAUGGUGAUCCCACGUGAGCGCAUACAGUCGGGGGAAUAUUUGACACGCCUAUACGUCCAAGUGCCGGGAGUUGUGAAGCCAGAUGACGAUUCCACAAACACCAGCAUCGUGCCGGAGUGUGCCAAACUAGAAGCAAAAAACAGACGAGCAGAAGUAACUGCGGAAAGCAUUUUUGAACAAGCAAGUCAGGCAUUCAAGCCCUAUACUAUCAAGAUGCGGGACGACAAAGCCCUCGAUUGGUGGGCUGCAUAUCAGAUUGGCCAGCGAAUGACGAGCGACUUUUCAGUGAAAGAUUCACGUGGAAUAGAAAGGGUCUUCAUUGUCGGAGAUGCAUGUCAUACACAUAGUCCAAAGGCUGGCCAAGGAAUGAAUGUUUCAAUGAUGGACUCAUACAACUUAGCCUGGAAACUGGCUUAUUCGAUAUUUGGCUUGACACCCGAUGCAAAAGAUGCGCCUAAUAAAUCAGACCGAAUUCUUGAAACCUACCAGUCAGAGCGGCAGACAGUCGCCCAGCAGUUAAUAGAUUUUGACAAGGCCUUUGCCAGCAUGUUCUCUGGCAAAAUCAAAACCGAGGAGGACAGUGGCCUGACUCAUGAGGAAUUCCUGAAUGUUUUCCUGACGGGAAAUGGCUUUUCUAGCGGGUGUGGAGUAGAAUAUAUCGAAGGAGUACUUGUAGACAAGGACUCCCGGGGUGUUAUUGAGGGAACGGACUAUCUUUUAGGGGCCUUGCAACCUGGAAGACGUCUUCCCGACGUCAAGGUGCUGCGACAUGCUGAUGCCAAUCCUAGGAGCAUCCAGGACGAUUUUCUCUCAAAUGGUCGCUUUCGAGUGCUUUGCCUUGCAUCGAACGACCUUCUCAGCCCUGAUGGUAUGUCUGCCAGAGCCUUUAGCGGAAUCGGCGAAAUAUUAUCCAAAUUCCCGGCUCGAGUUAUUGAGCUGGUUGGCGUCUACCCACCACAGCUGCCUGACUUUUACUGGCAAGAGAUCCCAAGUGUCAUCAAACAGCUUGCUGAAAUGCGGUUUCAUGCAGCGUCGAUUGACGAUACGUAUAAAAUUUAUGGUGUAUCUGUCGAGAAGGGAGCAUUGGUGGUGGUUCGACCGGAUGGAUAUGUCGGCUGCAUUGCACCACUUUCAGAGCUCCAAACUGUGGAGGAAUAUCUUUCGCGUGUUGUAUGCAAGAAAAUUUAG
Messenger RNA from Ophidiomyces ophidiicola, 1959 nucleotides. RefSeq lists its product as uncharacterized. Gene Ontology annotation, molecular function: FAD binding. The transcript is spliced from 5 exons. NCBI's taxonomy places the organism in Eukaryota, Fungi, Ascomycota, Eurotiomycetes, Onygenales, Onygenaceae. Bases 1 to 1959 code for a protein of 652 amino acids. The record is from RefSeq and is a predicted model, not a curated record.